AUGGCUGUUGAUAGCGACGAUGCUUUGGAGAUCGCUUCCGACGAAGAAAUCGAAGAAAUAACUUCUGGUUCUAGCAGUGAUGCAGGCGAAGAAGCUUAUUGGUUGGAUUCGACAGAAGGUUCUGAUGUUUCCAGUGAGUCUUGCGAGCUCCUCGAUUUCAAUCAACCAUCACCCAGAAUACACAAGCUGGAAGCUGUAUCUCCUGUGGAGCAUAGCGAGUUGCUCCAAAACUGUUUGGACUAUUGCAGCCACACUUGGCCAUCGCCUGAAGGUCACGAGUCCUUGUUGCACAGCAUGCUUGGUUUGAACAGCGGCUAUUCAGCACCACGUGGUUUUGUGCCUGGCAGCCUGAAGAACCCUGCUGACUUGUCAUCACUUCCAUUCUCGGAUGGGUCGGACCCAGAGAGCACAAAAGAUACUGGCGCCUCGUGUCUUGAUGUGAAUUCCACAUCGACUCCUGGCCAGCUGGGUUUGAGACCAUCGGCUUUGAACCCGCAGCUUACUUCCAAACAUGCCAAGAAGGCGCACAUGCAAAGGCUGGUUCAUCAGGAAAUAGAGCGAAAACGGCUGGAGGAGUCCAGCUCUUGGCCUGGUGGCGGCGGCAAUGGCGGCAGGCGUCGACAAGCCGAAGCGCUGCUUCCUCUCUUGGAAGAUUUAGGAUACACCUUGGACGAUGUUGAGGCCUUGCUGGAGAGUUGCAGCGACGACGCGCACAAAGUCCAGUUGGAAGUCGAUGCUCUUCUGGAGUCAUCCAAGAACAAAACCCAGUCCUGGCUCAUCAGUGUUCCCAGGAGGCGUCAGAAGGAAUCGGGUCUCAGAGAGCUGCGGAAGCAAGAGCUGGGCGUCUUGAAAUCCAAGUUUGGCACGGUGAUGCGUGAAUUGGAAGAUCGCGGGGAGGAUCGCAUUCCGGAGCAAGUGCCGCAAUCAGCGCGACAGCAAGUCUGGAGUGAUUUGACAGGGGAUUGUCGCGAAGAGCGGCCGGAGACUGUGACAGCAGCUGCCAAGAUGGACGGGAUGCCUGAAGUGUCAAGCAUCAAGCACAUGAGCCGCGGAGAUUGCAGAAAACUGCUCAGGCAGUUGAAAUCUCUGGUGCAUGCUCCAGCUGUGCUGUACAAGGCUCUCGCAGCACGCGCAAUGGACGAGUAUGCCAGGGUGAAGCCGAGCACUUUUCAGGAUUGCCGACAAGUCACGUUCUGGCAGUUUGCAGGGUCUGAAAGAUCUGGAUGCGGUCCUGACUGCUAUGCUGGAAAGCAGUUCUUCGACUUUUUGAACGAUUCCGAGGACAAGGCCAGUUUUCGGGCAAGGCUGCCGGAAAUACACCCCAUGGCGGCUGUGUACAUGUUGCAGACAAUGAUGGAGUCGAAUAAUGUUGUCAACUUUAUCUUUCAGGAGGUUGCUCGGUACGUGGCCGAGAGGAUCACUAGCUUGGACAGAGAUGGACUUGGAAGAUUAGUCUACGUUUUUGCCAAGGCCGGCAUCAAGAACCCGGGGCUUUUCAGCGUUGUCAAGCAGGAGUGCAUUCGACGUUCCAAGCUCAAGGAAGGAAAUCUCAGCCUCUCUCCUAAAGUUAUCACUGACGUCGUAGUGGCUUUUGCAACUGCCAAGAUUCUUGAUGACGACCUUUUUGAGGUGCUGAUGUUGCGGGCAGUGUCGCUCAUGGACUGCCCCUUGCGACAGGAGCUAGUUCCCGAUGUUUGCGCUCCUGUCACAAGCAGCUCCGGGAACAAACUGCCAGCAGUUGCCUUCGCCUUGCAGGACCUGGUGCUCGUUUGCAAAGCCUUCGUGGAUUUGCACAAGGUCGACCGCGAGUUCUUCGAGGACGUUGCCAACUAUGCUUGCCGCGCCUUCACGAGCCCAGAUGUCACACUAUCCGAGUGGUUUGUGGGGAAUCCCAAUGUGACCCUACCGCAGAUCGCAUCCAUCUUUGCAAAGGCUGAAGUUCUUCAGUUGGAUUCGUUGGAUUUCUUUGCGCAUCUGAAAACGAUGAUGAUGCGUCGAAAGGAUGACCUGCGCCCACACAGCCUGAAGAAGUUCCAGCAUGCCUGGCACAGGCACAAGAGCCGGCAGGAGAAGCAGGAGCGCCAGAGGAGCCAACCGCCUCAGAGGCGACGUGGAGCCAUGGGUCGUGCCUACGUCGAAGACAAGCCCGCUGUCCAGCACCAGUCCCGAACAGAAAAGGCGCGGCAACAAAGGCAGCGGCUUGCCGCCAUGACGGAGGAAGAGGUCCUCCAAGAGAUCGAGGAAGAAGAGAAACACGCCGGCACAAGUGCUUCGGCUAAACUGCUGCUCAGCGGCUUCAAAGUCGAAGCACUUUUGGAAGCUCAAGAGGGGCCGAAGGAGGGGAAGAAGACGAAAAGUGAGAUCAUGGAAGCGUCAACUUCGAUUAGCAUUCGUUCCAUGGUCAAGGGAAAGAAGGCACGCAACGAAGAAGUUAGUGCAUCAGCCAAAGCAGAGGCACGCAAACAUGCGAGGGGACGCAGAUGA
Messenger RNA from Symbiodinium sp. CCMP2592, 2484 nucleotides. NCBI's taxonomy places the organism in Eukaryota, Dinophyceae, Suessiales, Symbiodiniaceae. The record is from the annotation of a GenBank genome assembly.